CAAGACACAUUAACUACCAAUGUAGUGCCACCUCAUCCACGAACAGUGAGCUACCACCCAGAACCCCUCAGAGAGCUUCCAGCAAGUUCCACAUCCUUGCGGCCGUCUCCAGUACACUUAUAAUCCCAGCAGUGUUCAAUGCUCUUUGGAGAACAAUGAGUUCGAUGGGAAUGGAAAUCCUUGCCUUCAUCAUUUCUGUAUCUGGCUGGGUUCUCAUCUCGUCCACCUUGCCCACGGACUACUGGAAGGUAUCUUCCAUCGAUGGCACGGUCAUCACCACAGCCACCUUCUGGUCCAACCUCUGGAAGACCUGCGUCACAGAUUCGACGGGAAUUUCAAACUGCAAGGAUUUCCCUUCCAUGCUCGCCCUGGAUGCUUACAUCCAGGUGUGCAGAGGACUCAUGAUCUCCUCCGUUUGCCUCGGCUUAUUCGGAUCCGUCUUCGCGUUGGUCGGCAUGAAAUGCACCAAGAUCGGCGGGGCUGACGCUACCAAAGCCAAGCUCGCCUUCUUCGCUGGUGUCAACUUCAUACUCACCGGGCUGUGCUCUUUGACCGCCUGUUCCCUCUACGCUCACAGGAUCACAUCCGAGUUUUUUGAUCCGAUGUUUCUUGCACAAAAGUUUGAGCUGGGGGGCGGCCCUCUUCAUUGGCUGGGCUGGCUCAGUCCUCAGCAUUAUAGGGGGCGCUAUUUUCUGCUUCUCCCUGGCAGGGGCAAUUGA
Brienomyrus brachyistius is the source of this 719-nucleotide messenger RNA. RefSeq names its product claudin-10-like. Lineage: Eukaryota; Metazoa; Chordata; Actinopteri; Osteoglossiformes; Mormyridae. Gene Ontology annotation, cellular component: plasma membrane; bicellular tight junction. Gene Ontology annotation, molecular function: structural molecule activity. Gene Ontology annotation, biological process: cell adhesion; bicellular tight junction assembly. Bases 156 to 719 code for a protein of 187 amino acids. The record is from RefSeq and is a predicted model, not a curated record. The transcript has 4 exons.